AUGUCCCUGGAGCAGGAGCCCAUGCAGCCUUUCCCCUUCGAUCCCCAGAUCCAUUCAGUAAGGCUUCAGCACUUUCCCUUAAGAUCGCAGCGUGUUAUCACCAACAUUGCUGCGCACGGGAUGAACCGGAGGCCAGCAGCGGCUCGCCGGCGACGCUGGUGGUUUUCGAAGAGUACCAUGGAGCUGCUGGUGGAGCUGCUGGCAGACGAGGGCGACGCGUUGAGGACGGUGGUGCUUGCGCGGGAGCUGACGAAGCGGCACGAGACCAUCCUUUCAGGCACUGCUGAGGAGGUGUUGGCAGAGGUUCGCGACAAUCCCGACAACCAGCGCGGUGAGUUUGUUUUGCUCCUGGCGCCCGCAGCGGAACGGCCGCCGGAGGUGGAGUCAGCGGUGCCCGAAGCGAAGGAGGUGGUGCGGCUACUGAGCACGGAGAUCCCCACCAGCCGUGCCAUUGCCCUGGCUGCAAAGAUCUGCGGAGUGCCAAAGAAGGCGCUGUUUGACGCGCUGCACUCGAAGCGCGCCGGCUUCUGA
Symbiodinium natans is the source of this 531-nucleotide messenger RNA. The record is from the annotation of a GenBank genome assembly. Lineage: Eukaryota; Dinophyceae; Suessiales; Symbiodiniaceae.